AUGGGGGGGAGCACGCGGAACGUAAGAGUCCUGCAGGGGGACAAUGCCUCCGGCCAGUCUCCGUACCAGAGGUUAAGUCGAAGGAUGCUGGACAUUUCCGGGGACCGGGGCGUGCUAAAGGACGUCAUCCGAGAGGGGGCCGGAGAGCUGGUGACCCCGGAUGCUUCCGUGCUAGUGAAAUAUUCUGGCUAUCUGGAGCAUAUGGACAAGCCUUUUGAUUCUAAUUGGUUUAGGAAAACUCCCCGCCUGAUGAAACUCGGAGAGGAUAUUACACUCUGGGGUAUGGAGUUGGGCCUUCUGAGCAUGAGGAGAGGAGAGCUGGCCAGGUUUCUGUUCACACCACCCUAUGCCUAUGGAACACUGGGCUGCCCUCCCUUGAUCCCCCCAAAUACCACUGUCCUGUUUGAGAUUGAGCUGCUUGACUUCCUGGACUCUGCUGAGUCAGACAAGUUUUGGGCCCUUUCAGCUGAGCAACAAGAUGAGUUUCCACUUCACAAGGUCCUAAAAGUGGCAGCUACUGAACGGGAGUUUGGCAACUACCUUUUCCGCCAAAAUCGUUUCUGUGAUGCCAAAGUGAGAUAUAAGAGGGCCUUGUUGCUUCUCCACCGACGAUCAGCACCCCCUGAAGAGCAGCAUCUGGUGGAAGCAGCCAAGCUUCUUGUUCUCCUUAACCUGUCCUUUACGUACCUGAAGCUGGAGCGACCUACCACAGCCUUGAGCUAUGGAGAACAAGCUCUGAUCAUCGACCGGAAGAAUGCUAAGGCCCUCUUCCGGUGUGGACAGGCCUGUCUACUCAUGACUGAGUAUCAGAAGGCCCGAGAUUUUCUAGUCCGAGCCCAGCAGGAACAGCCCUUCAAUCAUGACAUCAAUAAUGAGCUGAAGAAACUGGCCAGCUAUUACAGGGACUACACAGAAAAAGAGAAAGAGAUGUGUCACCGAAUGUUCGCUCCUUAUAACGGCGCUACAGUAGGAAAAAAUUGAAGAUUCUUCAACUAAACUACAGAUGAGAGUGGCCAGGCUGCUGGAGUUCUCCAUCACUGGGGCGAGGGGGACUUUCUGGAAAAGAACUCCCCAGCACACUGUGUUGCAGGGAAGCGCUUGGAAGUCGGGGCUGGAAUUCCACAGCCCUUGGCCAUUGCCUCAUCUCUGACUGACGCAGAUGAAAUGUGUUUUCACAGGUGCUAUUUUCUGCUUCACGUUUUCAUACAGAGUCGGGGAAAGUGUAGCUACUGACAAGUAGAAAAAUGCUAUUUUUUUAAAAGGCAGUUUCUUGUUUUUCUUAAAUGGAAUUAGUCCUUGGCUUGUCUCCCAGUCCUAGCCCCCCUUCCGGCUGUUAAUGUCCCUGGGUAAAUACAAAUAGAGAUUGCUUUGUGUAUGUUAUAGGGUUUUCUGUUUUAGAGAGAGAAUUAUGUUACAUAUGUUUUUGUUCUAAAUAAAUAAAACCUUUCUCUGUCCCUGCAAGA
Molecule: messenger RNA, 1463 nt
Organism: Odobenus rosmarus divergens (Pacific walrus)
Lineage: Eukaryota; Metazoa; Chordata; Mammalia; Carnivora; Odobenidae
Gene: FKBP6
Product: FK506 binding protein 6, 36kDa
Exons: 9
Coding region: 1-981 (326 amino acids)
Molecular function (GO): protein binding; peptidyl-prolyl cis-trans isomerase activity
Source: RefSeq, a predicted model, not a curated record